Messenger RNA from Penicillium arizonense, 1251 nucleotides. RefSeq names its product Zn(II)2Cys6 transcription factor domain-containing protein. The record is from RefSeq and is a predicted model, not a curated record. The transcript is spliced from 2 exons. Gene Ontology annotation, molecular function: zinc ion binding; DNA-binding transcription factor activity, RNA polymerase II-specific. Bases 1 to 1251 code for a protein of 416 amino acids. Gene Ontology annotation, biological process: regulation of transcription by RNA polymerase II. Lineage: Eukaryota; Fungi; Ascomycota; Eurotiomycetes; Eurotiales; Aspergillaceae.
AUGUCGACCAUUCCCCAAGGCCGUCGGUCGCAUCGGAAGUCGCGAACAGGGUGCUUGCAAUGCAAGAGGCGAAAGGUCAAGUGUGAUGAGACCCAGCCACAUUGUCGCAACUGCAACAGACAUGGGGUGGUUUGCUCCUUUGCCAGACCCUUAACCGUGCCAUCUACAUCUCAAGUGGACCUGGCAGAAUCGCCCAGGUCAAUAUCUGGCCCAGAAAGUGCAGAACCGGUAAUGGCUUCCAACACAGCUCAAAAUUCCUCAAGUCUACCAAGUCGGCCAAGUCUACCAAGUCUACCAAUGGUGAAUCCCUUCUCUUCAACCCUUGCUGUUUUCGACUUGGAGCUUUUACACCACUACACAACCUCAACCUGCUACACAUUAUCUCGAAGCCCAGCAGUUCAAACCAUCUGGCGCGAUGUGGCACCGCGCAUUGGAUUUGAAAUGCCCCCAGUACUACACACUAUUCUCGCCGUUUCCGCGCUACAUCUAGGUCACUCGGAUGAAUCCAGACGCGAACGCUGCCUAGCUCACGCGCAGAUGCACCACAGCAUCGCCGUGAAAGAAAUGGUUCCACUAGUCUCAUCCCUCGCCCAAGAGAAUGGCGAGGCACUGUUCCUGUUCACCUCCCUGACGUGCAUGUUCUCAUGCGCCAAACCAACCAAAGCAGGCGAUUUCUUAGUCCUAUUUGAACAGGGCACACUCUCUGAAUGGGCUCGCCUUUUCCGGGGAACAACAACAGUCAUACAGAGUGGUGGUGAAAGUCUACGCAACGGAAGGCUAGCACCUAUCUUCCUGAAUGGAUCCUAUCUGGCAGCUGCUCAUCGCGCACCACAGGCACUUGAGCAUGGCAGACCACAUAUCUGGGAGUUACAAGAGAUGAUGCAAAGGGAAUGUCCUCUUCAUUUACCAGCUCGGAAAAUCUAUCAAAACACAUUAGAUGAGCUUGCGCGGACUUUGGGUGUUGCCUUGAAAGCUGAUGCUUCUUGGAGGCUUGAGACUGCCGAUGUGUUCCGGUGGCUUCUAGAUGUGUCAGAUGAUUAUCUGGAUCUCCUAAGACAGGAAGCACCGAUUGCUCUGAUUAUAUUUGGAUAUUGGUGUGCAUGUGUUCGACAGAUUGAGUGGAUGUGGUGGAUGGAAGGUCUCAGCCAGCGCUUUAUGACCCAGCUGUUGUCUGUACUAGACCCCAAAUAUCGAGAAUGGCUUUGGUGGCCCCAGGAGAUUAUCAAUACGACUCAUGUUACAUCGCCUUGA